GCUUUGAACUCACUAGCAUAUUCAUUUUUGACAUAUACUGCUAGCUGUAUUUAAAAAACACCUAUUCUGACCGACCAACUCGCCUAGCUAGUUUUACUUGCCAUUCCACCUUGAUCCUACUCUGUUUACCAUCUAGUCUGGUUUGAAAAUACAAGCAUCGAUUAUCCAGCUACAAGAACAGGAAUUGACACCAGUACUAUCUUUGACUCCUUUUAUUUCAAUUGUCUGCCAUUAAGCCUCCUUGUUGCUCUUCCAUAACAAACUGUCAAUGCAAAAGCUGAUCAAAUCCCAACCACCUCCCAUCCAGCAGCUAGAAGUGACAACAGACGAGCCCAACCAUCGCAAAGAGCAGCCUAUCCAUUACCCACACAACAAUAGCCACCAUUCAAAUCAACAGCACGAGUUUAAUCUAGCCCAGUCAGAGACUCGUCAGCACCAACCAGCAUUGACUCGAUCCAAUUCAGUCCAAGCUACUUUUGAGAAAAUUGGAUCCAACACACCAGUCUACCCGAUAGUAGGUGAGCCCAAUUCAUUCGUAUCAACCGACACCAAACCUGCUCGGAUCCAGUCUCGGUUUAUAACGAGCUUGUCAUUCACCUGGCCAUCUCUUGAAAGUCGCCUUACUUUUCAUUUCGUUGUAGUUUAUUUGAUUGGACCGCUAGUCUUUUUGAUUCCAGUUCUUAUUGUUCCUUUUAUCUACUCGUUUUCAACCCUUGCAUAUCACGCUAUAGACUCGUUUGCCAAAAGCAUGUCAGCUUUCUUUGCAUCUGUGGGUAGCAGUAAAGGUAUGCCACAUGCUGAUGAAUCUACCAAGAAUGCCUAUUACAAAAGACCUUUCAAAUUCUAUUACUUUUCCAUGUAUUAUCCUAUGACGAGAAUGUACCAGCCUUUUUGA
This is a messenger RNA of Batrachochytrium dendrobatidis JAM81, 895 nucleotides long. RefSeq lists its product as uncharacterized. The coding region runs from base 269 to 895 and encodes 208 amino acids. The record is from RefSeq and is a predicted model, not a curated record. Lineage: Eukaryota; Fungi; Chytridiomycota; Chytridiomycetes; Rhizophydiales. The transcript has 2 exons.